GUGUUCAGUAACGGAGAGACCUGCACUCUUUUCCUGGCCACGCUCCUGGGAACGAACAUCUCUCCUCUCCUCUCCUCUCCGCAGUGGCGUGGUGCGAACACCGCCUGAACAAGUAAUGCUUGGAGUGCAGAACCACCUGGAGAGGGCCGCCGGGAAGCUUGAGCUCCCCGUCCCGGCCAAAUUCGUCAUCUCCAGCCGCACGGAUUCCGGAGUCCACGCCCUCUGCAACGCUGCCCAUGUCGAUAUCGAGAGAGAGAACGGCAAGCCGCCUCUCAGCACUGAAGUCCUCGCCGAGGCGCUCAACUACCACCUUGCAGGAGAGCCUAUCAGUGUCCUGAGCGCUUACCGCGUCCCUGAGACCUUCCAUGCCCGCUUCUCUGCCCGGUGGAGGACGUAUGUAUACCGCAUCGCAACUGGAUGCACGCACUUUUCCGAGCUGCCGGUCUUCGAAAGAAACCUGUGCUGGGCCACUUAUCGAGGCCACCUGAACGUCUCGGCCAUGCGGGAGGCCGCGGAGUUCCUGAUCGGGACCCACGACUUCAGCACCUUCCGCUCAGCGAUCUUUGAGUUCCCCGUACGGAGCCCGAUCAGGACCCUGGCCUGGGUGGACAUCAGGCCUGCUUCCAGCUUCCUGUCCCAGCACUGGAAGAACAGUGAGCUGAAGUUUUGGGAGCUUGAAUUUAUAGGCCGCUCAUUUCUCUACAAGCAGGUGCGGCGUAUGGCUGGUGUCCUGGUGGCCGUCGGCCAGAACCGGUUGCAGCCCCGUCACGUGCAAGAGCUGCUGGAGGUCCGUGACCUGAUGGCUUACCCCACAAACACCAUCGCGCCGGCUCACGGGCUGUUCCUCAAGCGAGUGGAGUACUACAGAUCAGGUGAGACAAACAGGCCCCCCGGCUGAGCACCUGCCCCCCUGGCAUUUGCGGUCCGAGAGAACAAGCAACCCAGUGCCCUUCAAUCUGGGACCCUCCAGAAGUCUUGGAUCGCAGCCCCCAUUAUC
Messenger RNA from Varanus komodoensis (Komodo dragon), 997 nucleotides. RefSeq names its product pseudouridine synthase like 1 (gene PUSL1). The transcript is spliced from 6 exons. Gene Ontology annotation, molecular function: RNA binding; pseudouridine synthase activity. Lineage: Eukaryota; Metazoa; Chordata; Lepidosauria; Squamata; Varanidae. Gene Ontology annotation, biological process: tRNA pseudouridine synthesis. The record is from RefSeq and is a predicted model, not a curated record. Bases 116 to 898 code for a protein of 260 amino acids.